UUGGGAGUGGGUUCCUAAAAUUAUACAAUAAAGUUUCAACCUUUUGUGUUGUUUGUGUCAAAUUACAUGAAUUUGGUGGUGAAUUAAGUUUCUUAAUUGAAUUGUAAAAAUGUCAUCUUGUUUAAGUGGUGGUAGAGCUUAUGGAUUUGAUAUAGAAAAUAUCAUGAAAUGCCAAUCAACAACUUCUUCAAGUAGAAAUUCUCAUUCAUCUUCUUCACCAUCAUCAACUCUUUCUGAAUCUAGUAACUCUCCUAUAACAAUCUCAAACCGAAAACCUCGAACCCCUCGAAAAAGACCAAACCAAACAUACAAUGAAGCAGCUGUUCUUCUUUCCAUAGCUUGUCCCAAAGUUUUCUCAACUAAAAACCUCACAAAAAAGAACAACAAAAACAACAAACUUUCAAAAUUCACUAGACAAUGUUCAAUUGGUACUAAUUCAAUACACGAAUCAUCCGAAUUACUUAUCGAAAACUCGGGUUUUCUCCUUCAUGAACCUUGUAUGGAAAAACAAAAACCACCACCCAAUUCGGUACUUGAGUCAAAAGUGUUGAACUCUUGCCAAAAUAGUCCGGAUGGAAUUGAAUUCCGGAGUUCUAAUUCCAUGGAAUUGUGUGAUGAUGGAUUUGGAGAUGAUUUUGAUACAGAGUCAAUGCUUGAUGAAGAAAUGGAAGAAGGGAUUGAUAGUAUCAUGGGAAACACUUGUUCUAACUACUCGAAUAUCGAAAAGGAAAAGUAUACAAAUACUUGUUAUGGGUAUCCAAUGGGGUUAGGAUUUGGAGGGAAUUUGGAAUUCAAUUUUGGAUUUGGAAUGAGGAAUGGAGUAAGGGCAUUGAAGAAUGGUGAUGAUGGGCAUUGGUGGAAUUUUCCGGUGGUGAAUGUUUCGCCGGCGGUGGUUCCGGUGAAAGUGAAGAAACCUCCGGUGGAAAAGAAGAAAAAGAAAGUUGAGGAUUUGAUGAAAAGGUCGGAACCGGAAUUGGAAUUGGAAUUGCGAGAGGAACGGAAAUGUAUUCCGGAGAUAAUUGCGACGAAUAAAUUGUCGCUGAAAUUGAAUUAUGACGACAUUUUGAAUGCUUGGUCGGAUAAAGGGUCACCGUUGCCGGAGGAAAUUUCCGGCUCGGAGUCUCCCGGAGGUGAUAUACAUACCAGAUUGGCUCAAAUUGAUUUAUUCUCGGAAAAUGGUGGAUUAAGAGAAGCUAGUGUGAUGCGUUACAAAGAGAAAAAACGUACACGUUUAUUCUCUAAAAAAAUUAGAUACCAAGUGAGGAAGGUUAAUGCCGAUAGACGACCUAGAUCUAAGGGACGGUUUGUUAGAACGCCAGACUCUCCAACUUGUGAAGAUCAAUAACAUACACACCCAUUAUAGCCCCCAAAUACUUUGUUCAUCAUCUAUUGGGUCUUUUUUCUUUUCUUUUUGACACUUCUAGACCUUUAGUAUCUUUCUUUUCGUACAACAGCUAUGUAGUGUUGAUGUCAAUGUGAGACUAGUUAAAAAAAAGGAGAAAUGGAUAGGAAGGAGAUAGUGAAAUGAGAGAAUCCACAUUUUUGUUAUUAAUUCUGUUAUAAAUUUUGAUCUUUUCAAUAUUUGUAGAAGAGAUGAUAGAUAUCAAUAAGUUUACAUGAACUUUACAUCUUUCAA
Erigeron canadensis is the source of this 1636-nucleotide messenger RNA. RefSeq names its product protein CHLOROPLAST IMPORT APPARATUS 2. The coding region runs from base 110 to 1345 and encodes 411 amino acids. Gene Ontology annotation, molecular function: protein binding. The transcript is spliced from 3 exons. Gene Ontology annotation, cellular component: nucleus. The record is from RefSeq and is a predicted model, not a curated record. Lineage: Eukaryota; Viridiplantae; Streptophyta; Magnoliopsida; Asterales; Asteraceae. Gene Ontology annotation, biological process: regulation of DNA-templated transcription.